Hordeum vulgare subsp. vulgare (domesticated barley) is the source of this 986-nucleotide messenger RNA. RefSeq lists its product as uncharacterized. The record is from RefSeq and is a predicted model, not a curated record. Bases 33 to 929 code for a protein of 298 amino acids. The transcript has 2 exons. NCBI's taxonomy places the organism in Eukaryota, Viridiplantae, Streptophyta, Magnoliopsida, Poales, Poaceae.
UGGUGGCUACAAAUGGUACAUAUGUAUCAACUAUGGAAGGAAGUGUUGAUUGGUCCCAGAUUGAGAUAGCACCAAUGAAUGAUGAAGAAAUUGAUGUUCCCAUAACAGAAGAGAACAUGUGCUCGGUGCUUGGUACCAAUGAUGAACCCGAGCAUCGGAAAACUGUAUCUGAAGCAGUAAUGAAAGCCCGCAUUGCAGAUGUUGAUGCAUGUGUGGCUGAUAUUGAUGAGGAUUUACCUGCCGAUGCGACUCUUCCUGUGCGUGACCAUAUACCCGAAGAGGAUCACUUUUGGUAUGAUAAGGAACAUCCUCUGAUAGAGGAAGGAUCUUUGUUUCGUUCAAUGAAUGAGUUCAAGAUGCUCAUGAGAACAUUUGCUAUUAGAGGCAAGUUUGACAUCAAGAUAAAGGAUAGUGACACUACUAGAUUUUUGGGUCAUUGUAAAGGAAAUGCAUGUCCUUGGAGAAUAACUGCUAGGACAAUAGAAGAUGGAAAAACAGUCAGGGUUAAUAAGAUAGUAAAGCCUCAUAAGUGUUCAUCAACCGCUACAGUGAUUACAAGCAUGGCAGACCAAGCAUGGGCGGCAGAAAAGGCAAUGGGGUAUCUUCAAACUGAACCAAACAUUGGUUCCAGUGAGCUCCAAAAAAAUCUACAAGCCGAGUUCAAAUGUACUAUUGGGUAUCAUACUGCUAACAAGGGAAAAGAAAGGGCCAAGAGUAGUUUAUAUGGGACCUGGGGAAAAAGCUUUCAGUCUUUAUUGAACUUCAAAGCUGAGAUUGAUAAAAGAUCUCCCGGUAGCAUUGUCGAGGUUGAUGUCAAGAGGGAAAGAGGUGAAGUGCAUUUCCGUAGAUUUUUUAUGGCACUUAAGCCAUGCAUUGAUGGCUUCUUGGCUGGUUAUAGACCAUAUGUUAAUAUAGACUCCACAUUUUAACUGGAAAAUGGAAUGGUCAAUUAGCAGCAUGUACAACGUUAGAUGGACAAAAUUGGA